Galdieria sulphuraria is the source of this 1072-nucleotide messenger RNA. RefSeq lists its product as uncharacterized. Gene Ontology annotation, molecular function: peptidase activity. NCBI's taxonomy places the organism in Eukaryota, Rhodophyta, Bangiophyceae, Galdieriales, Galdieriaceae. Bases 31 to 1041 code for a protein of 336 amino acids. The transcript is spliced from 3 exons. The record is from RefSeq and is a predicted model, not a curated record.
GCCGAUUCUUGUUUUGCAUUUUGUCCUGCAAUGCUUCAACUGGUCUCGCUACAUGUCUAUGAUCUUUCACAGGGUUUAGCCAGACAAUGGUCCACUUGGAUACUUGGGACUCAACUCGAAGGCAUUUGGCAUACUGGUAUUGUAGUGUAUUCGAAAGAAUUCUUCUAUGGCGGUGGCAUUUGUGUCGAACGCCCUGGACAAACUCCAUAUUUUGCAUCUUCCUUCAAUAGCUCUUGGGACACCUUUUGGACAACUGCUACGACCAGUUAUAGCAGAUCUUCAGCAACAGUUUCGUCAGAACUUUGGAAGUUCUUCUGUCCUACACUUGUCCGAGACUCAAAUGAUUCGAUCAGCUUUCAAAGGAUACCUGGAAAUGGAAGUCCUGAUCACACUGAGGCUUUCUCUGGUUGGAAGAGCCUUGAAGAAUGUCUCUCCGCUGAAUAUCAGAAUCCGUUUCUGUUUGAACAGUUUGACGAGCAAAAAGUAGUCGGUAAACUCUACGAGUUGAACCCUAUGGUCAGAAAUCUUUCAAAACAAGGAAUAUUGGAGCUUUCGUUGAAUGGAGACUCCUCAACUUUGUUUCCACUGCUGGAUAAACUAAGGUUUGAUAUCUUACAAGACCGAAAUCUUGCAAUUGAGAUUUCGCAAAACUAUCUUUCCAGUAUUCUACAAAAACAUUGUUCUAGUGCAAGUCCAUGGUCGACGACGCUAAUGAGUCUUCGUCUUUUGACCAACAUGUUUCGUUAUGAUGACAUUAUUACUGAGUUUCUUGUGCAGACUUCCCAUCAAGAUAUUGUUGUAAAGUCUUUAUGCUGUAGUUUUGUUCAUCCAAAACCAUCAGUAGCCGAAACAGGAUGUGCUGCGUUAAGUAACUUUUGUCGAUGGUUGUAUCACUCAAAAACGGAGCUAUCAGAGGAAAUUCUAUUCCAGUUGGGUCACGACUUUUUUUCAUUUAUUACAAGAGAUGCAAGUUGCAACUAUGGAAGUCAGCAAAGGACUCACAUACUACUUUCGAUUGCCGCUCUUUGCAUGUACAAUUAGCGCAAUAUCAAAUAAACUGGUGGAAUUUUUG